CCCCACCCAAGGUUGACCUUGACACCGACCUCCACGACACAUUCACAAUGGCGCACACCCUCCCCGACCUCCCCUACGCCUACGAUGCGCUCGAGCCGUUCAUCUCGCGCCAGAUCAUGGAGCUUCACCACAAGAAGCACCACGCGACCUAUGUGAACUCGCUCAACGCCGCCGAGGCCGCGUACGCCAAGGCGACCACCCCGCGCGAGCGCAUCGGCCUCCAGGCCGCGCUCAAGUUCAACGGUGGUGGCCACAUUAACCACUCGCUCUUCUGGACCAACCUUGCGCCUUCCUCGUCUGAGGGCAAGGGCAACGGCGGUGUCCUCAAGGACGGCCCGCUCAAGGAGGCCAUCACCUCCGUCUUUGGCAGCUUCGAGGACUUCAAGAAGCAGUUCAACACCACCACCGCGGGCAUCCAGGGCUCCGGCUGGGGCUGGCUCGGCCUGAACCCGACCACCAAGAAGGUCGAGAUCACCACCACCUCCAACCAGGACCCGCUCCUGACGCACAUCCCCAUCAUUGGCGUCGACAUCUGGGAGCACGCCUUCUACCUCCAGUACCUCAACGUCAAGGCCGACUACCUCAACGCCAUCUGGAACGUCAUCAACUGGGAUGAGGCUGAGCGCCGCUACCAGGACGCCCUCGCUGGCAAGUUCAAGCUCUAAAAGGCUUGAUCUUCCUUUCUUUGCUCGGGAUCGUCUCCUUUGCUGGUUGAUGGGCGCCGAUAGUGUACGGAAAAUUGAAGUGUAACAAUUACUGAAAAGCAACGUUGUAUUCUUGUGG
Molecule: messenger RNA, 783 nt
Organism: Schizophyllum commune H4-8
Lineage: Eukaryota; Fungi; Basidiomycota; Agaricomycetes; Agaricales; Schizophyllaceae
Product: manganese superoxide dismutase
Exons: 4
Coding region: 48-665 (205 amino acids)
Biological process (GO): superoxide metabolic process
Cellular component (GO): mitochondrion
Molecular function (GO): metal ion binding; superoxide dismutase activity
Source: RefSeq, a predicted model, not a curated record